CGGUUUGCAGAACAUUCAUCCACCGAUUAAUUAGAAGCAGACCGGAGCUUUUCCACCAAACAACUCGUCCUCGUGCGCGCUCUCUUCCCGUGUGUUGCUCGUCGGUGUGCGUCCUUUGACGUGUUGGCACCAAAGCCAAAGAAACAGCAACAUUCAGAGGACGUGGAGAGGACUUAUGUCAUUAUUUGGGAUUUUUUUUGACAAAGCUGUGAUCUGAAUCACGCGAAUAAUGGAAAAAUAAAACAGCGGAGUUUUGCCAUCCGCCGCACUUCAAAGGUCUGCAGCUGCACGGUGAAAGCUCAGAAGACACGUGGAGACACAUCUGCAUCUGAAGACGCACCGGGACAGUCCUCCGCUGCUCUCUCUCUGUGUGGAUGUAAAGCGCUGCAGUUAUCAGAGGGCUCUGGGUUCGGUCACACCCCCCCAGCGGAAACUCGAUCCACCGACCCGUCACCCUUGCCAGCUAACCGGGGCGCCCCGAGCUGGAGGUGCGGGGGUGGGGGACGCCAUGGGACGAUCCACAUAUUGAUGUGCUGGGCUGUUGAUGGAGAGGAUUUCGAAUGUCAGCCGGGACCGUGGUCAUCGCAGGAGGAAUUCUGGCUACAGUCAUCUUACUGACCAUCGUCGCUGUGCUGUGUUUAUGUAGGCUGCAGUACUACUGCUGUAAGAGGGAGGAGUCUGAGAAGGGGGAGGAGGGGGAACCAGAGCUGGACACCAUGUCCCCGUCCCGGCCCCUGGCUCUGUCCGCUCCCUCGACACCUCCGACGCCGCUGCGCUACUUCGAGGAGCCGGACAGCUACCCGCCCACCUUCCUCACCGAGGCCAACGGGCCCGCCAGCUGCUACUCCUCCACGCCGCCGCUGCCGCCUCGCAGGUGCCAGCGCUCGCACGGCUUCUGCCCGUCCUGCGCCCGCUGCUCGCUGCCCUUCUACCUGCAGCACCCGGAGAGGCUGUGCAACGGCGGGCGCCGGAUCAGCUACCGGACGGUCCAGCAGCAGGACCUGGAGCUCCCCAUGGACCUGGAGAGCCUCUACCAGAAGCUCAACCUCAUCCGCUCCGUCACCAUGAAGGAGGUGGUCACCCAGAGCGUCAGCACCGACGUCUGAGGUGGAGGCGGGAGGUGCACCGACGCAACGUGAACACACUGAUGUACCACAGCCCCGAGGGCUUCUGGGUAAUGCAACGCAUGGCGGCCAUAUUGGAGGUCUGCAGCUCUGGAGCGACUGCAACCUUUGUGAAGGAAUCAAACUGACAUCAGUUGGAUCAUUUUGACCAAUAUGUUUAGGAAAGAAGCUUGUUAGCUACUCAGCCAGUUUGUGUGUGGAUCAAAGUAUGAAGGAGAACAUUUACAAUUCGGGAUUCCAUCAAUGGAUCAAACACACAUUUUGACAGAAGUGGAGGUAAAACUCCAAACAAAUAGACUUUUUUAAAGGAUGAGUCUUGUCAAUUAAUCCCACGUGUCGACCAGAAACCCCACUGAAUGUGCGAGGAGUACAAAAUAUUGUGUUUGUAUCCAGAGGCGUAAAUGUGACUCUGAACCAUGCGAACAGCAAAAAUCACGUGAAAUCCUCUUUUCUAAAAGUCUCUCUUCUCCUUUUUGUAAUCCAACCUCAGUCAGCAGCAGCCUGGCCGGAUUGGAAAUGUUCAACUAUCGCACCGAAAAAAGGAUCUCAUUGAAUGAUGUUAAACCAUAGAUGGGAAAAAAGAUCAGCGUUCUACAAAAGAUUCACAAAUGACUUUUUGACGCAAUAGAAAUCCACCUAAAUGAGGUUUUUCUCCUUGAAUCAAACCCACCAUUGAUAGAAGUGAGGAUUGUGUCCAAUAGUCUGACUAUCUUUGUAAUAGUCAAUUAUUAAAACGAUCUGCACUAUUGAUGUUACGCAUUACUUAAAUGGUUCUUUUACCAGCUUUGGUCAAAGAUCUCACAACAGCAUUACAACGUGUGUGUUGUUCUGCCUCGUUGUGUUGCUACACAAGUUGAGACUUUGUAGGAAACCAAUGGGCCUCGUAGCUGAGAGACACGUGUUGGUUUUGGUCUUUUCGUGGGAUUAAUUAGCCAGAAUCUGUAGAUUUCCUCCUUUAGUGUGCGGAGACAGGAGCAUUGACUUCACCUGUGAUGUGUGCUCCGUUACUGAUGUGUACUCAUGAUGCACCGAGCAGCAUCUGUGUUUGCUGUCCUGCUCCCCGAGGUGAAGCUCCUCAGGUGUCUCCAGGUGCUCCGAUCUGCCCGGCCAGCUCACCUGAGACGGCCGAAAGCUACCUUUUACCAGUGAUUCUUCGGUUCUGUGGAUAAAAACCAUUGUACAGUAUUUGUGCACAUUAGUUAUCGAUUUGAAAGCAUUAGUUAUACAUUUGCACACAUUUGACAUUUGAAAGAAGGCACAUUAUUGUAAUAUUCUCCACAUUCACCUCCUGCUGAGCUCUGUACCGUACGGUGUUGUUAAAGUCUGAAUUCAUCUGGAGUUACAUGUGAGUAACAUCCAGAACUAUGUCUGAAUGUCAGAAACAAGCAGGAGUUUCAUUGGUAAUCAGUCAAUUUCUUUUUAUUUCUGUCAUAAAUUAUAUUUGUGAUGAGCGACAUUUAAAAAAAACACAUUCUUGAUGUGAAAAUCACCUUAAAUCACCUUCAUUCUUUAAAUUAACUGCUUGACCAGUUGAAAGUAAAAAAAUAAAUGAAUAAUUAUAUAUAAGUAUUUAUGUAAAUAUAUACAAAUUGAAAUCUCGAACACUGAAGACACAAAUGUGAGACAUUUUUAUAUCAAGAAUUGAAUUGAUUUGAAUUAGAUGGAGUUUGUUUUUCGGUCAAAGUAAAAAGAGCAUCUAAGCGACAUGUAGCUUGUGUUUGUGUUCACAUGUGUAGCUUUGUCUUCGCAGCACUGUGUUUUCUCGUGUGUGUGUGUUAGAGCGUGUGGCUUCCUGUUCGCCUGCAGAGCGCCGCGGGGAAACAAAUGUCAAAUCCAAAAGGGCUUUUCUUAAGCGACUGUGACCUGUGAAGGACGCUCACUUCAACGUCCUCGGCUCCCUGUGAGUGUCCACACGAGUGGAGGGAGCUGCUGGACUCGCACGUCGUCCUGUCCGUCACCUCAAAAGCAAAACGGGUGAUGAAAUAGUCUGCUGCUGUUGAAAUAAA
Messenger RNA from Pungitius pungitius (ninespine stickleback), 3130 nucleotides. It is a transcript of the gene fam163b, whose product is annotated as protein FAM163B. NCBI's taxonomy places the organism in Eukaryota, Metazoa, Chordata, Actinopteri, Perciformes, Gasterosteidae. The coding region runs from base 561 to 1106 and encodes 181 amino acids. The record is from RefSeq and is a predicted model, not a curated record. The transcript is spliced from 3 exons.